CAUGAUGCAGGAAUCAGCCAUGCAUGCUUCUGUGGCGCAAAUUCUCAUCUUGUCAUUCAGGUUUCAGGUACCUAGGAGGUACAAUGUGGUUAGGGAGGCAUAAUGUCAAUGGUGUAUUCAGGCAUUGUUCGUAAAGACGAGCCUCAAAUGCGCACUAUCAUUACCCCACUUCAGUGGUAAUUGGACACCGCUCGGCUGAGUGAUUGAAGUCUGUGCGGUUGCUGAUGUUUGGCUCUUGGUCGGCAUGAAUUCGGGGGAACGCGCUCAGCUUUAGAUACCGCGGGUAGAGACAAUCCUUGGCAAAGCUGAGGACCAUUCGAGGGGCGGCCCUAUACGAAGGAAGCGACACCAAGCCUGGGCCUUGUACCAGUUUUCCAGCCAACAAAUCCACACGACUGGCGGCGCUUCCAAUGAUGGAUUCAAGUCCACAGGCCCCGGGGCCUCGGAGUCUGUCGCCCCUGUCACCCGAGAAGCGCUCCGCUUGUCUGUUGAUGCGGCGCGCGCAAAACCGCAAGAUCGGGCACUUUCUGGCCUGGACGGUGGGGAGGAAGAAGCUAACCAGGGAACAAAGCAGCGUCCUGAAAGGAGUGGUAGGACGGGGCCAGGAAGUAGGGAAGAGGCCUGCGAGGGAACUCGAAGAACCGCUAAGCGGCAGCAAGAAGGCACGCGGGAAGAGUUUGGGUGAGGGUUUUCACCAGGAGCCUCGAGUCCCAAAAAGGAGAAAGCGCGAGUACACCGAAGCGAGUAUAGCGCCAGAGGCUGCCAUGGAGACUCCAGCCAAAGAACUGUUCAGAGCGGCUGGGUCCACUUUGAAACCAAACGGAAGUAGUGCAGGGGGUGCACGUCAAGAAGAAGUGAAACCUCAAUCGCAUGGGGCAUCACACAGCAUGGGGGAGAAGCGGGGCAAGCGCAGAAUUACGCCGAUCCCCAGCCCGCCAGUCAGCCGGCCUGUCUCCGCAGAGUCGAGUGUCAUAAGAAACGAGGGGCCGGAUGCUGAGGAGGCCUCCCAGCAGAGUGCGCUGGUGCGUGAUCUGGCUGAGAGCUUUAGCACAGUUAGCACGGACGAAAAAGGCUCUGUUGCUGCAAACCAGGCCGUGCCUUGGAGGUUGUCCGAAGCUGAGGAAGGGGCUCCAUCCGGGUCGGGACCGCCCCCAGCUUCCCAAACUCGACAAGCCAAACCCGUGAGGAUCCGGAAGCCCCCCGAAGCGGACGUCGAGCUUGAUCCGAGGGUGGAAGAAGCACUGCGCUACUUGGGCACAACUUUUGGGGACAUUCGAGGGGGUCAGCCGGUCUCCGGUGCUUCUAGGCGGCGGAGAAAAGCACGGCGUUGGCGCAAGUGGCGCAGGUUCUGUGGGCAAUUGGCUUUCUGGCCGUCCAAGAAGUGGUACCUCGGGUUUACGGAGCAAUUGGCGAAGGUCGCGGAGGACGGGGGGAGGGUGCUGGGAAUGAUUGACCGGUGGCGGGUCGAGCAGCUGCGAAACUUUGGACGGGAUCAUUUGGCGGACGCUGCACUGGGAAUGGUGGGGGUCCCAGCUAGGGCGGCGGAGAGAGGUCCUGGGGACGCCAACGCGCACAUUAAUGAUGAUGAAGAAGUUAAACCGGAAACGCUCAGCCAAAACGAAGCUGGGGCGAAGGAGGAUUUCACGGGAGCCAAAGGUUCGGAAAUUGGACUUGCGGGGCAGGUUGAAACCGAGGGGAAGGAAGAGUUAGCGCCUGCAGACGUUAGGGGGCACCCAGAUGAGGAAGAGGUAUCCAGUUCGGGUAUGGACGUGGAAGACUGGGGAGCCCUGGAGGAGGACGCGCCGCUAGAAGGGGCAUCAGAUGACGACUGCACGGUUUCUGACGGGCUGAGUGAGUUAGGUAGGGACGAACCGGCGCAUGCUUCGGAGGCUGAGGGGCAGCCCGAACCGGAGGUGAUCCACGAUCGGGACUUAGCGGAAGGGGAUGCAAACGAGCUCCACAUGGACGCUUUGCGCAGCAUGAGGUUGAUGACCCAGGACGCAUUCUGGGUGCUGCGAGAAGGCGGGGGUGGGGAAGCGUGGGACUUGGAAGAAGGUCCCGGGGGACCAGGGUCGGGCGGCGCAGAGGCGGACUGGCGAACGGACGAUGAAGGUGGAGGGGGGGAAUCACAAAGGCAGGGGGAGAACGGGGGCGGUCCAAGCGACUUGGCGUUCAUGACGAAAAUGGCGACCGCAGAGUCGCCAUCGGACCUGGAGGCGAUGCUGGACCGACUCGGCCUGGAGGACCUCGCCUUAACGGCCCCCCGGCCUGUCAGCUGCCGCCCCCUCUCGGCCGCCGAGAGCACUGCGGUGGACGCGGUCUUGCGGCGCAGCUUCUUCCGGGGGGGUGACGACGGGCACGGCAUCGUGGCGUCUGUGGGGCAGCACGAAGUGAGCGCGCGCGACCUGCAGGCGCUGAGCGGCGCGCGCUGGCUCAACGACCAGGUGGUCAACUUCUACAUGGAGCUGCUGGCGCGCAAGAACGCGGCCGACAGGAAGGCCGCGCGCGCAAGGCCAGUUCCCCGGGUGCACGUGUUGAACAGCUUCUUCUACACCAAGCUGGUCAACGGCGGGUACAACUACACGGGGGUGCGCCGCUGGACCAAGAGAGUGGACGUCUUUCAGCAGGACCUCCUCCUCACGCCCAUCAACCUCAACAACGCGCACUGGGCCUUGAUCUCUGUGAACCUCAAGGACCGGUGUGUGGAGUACUACGAUUCGCUAUGCGGUCCCGUCGAAAGUGCGCGUGCCAGGACCAUCACAGAGACGGUUCUGCGGUACCUGGAAGACGAGAGCCAGGACAAGCGGCAGCGCGAGCUGGAGGACCGGAAGAAGUGGGCCGUCAAACAGAUGCUGCACGGGGUGCCGCAGCAGGGCGACGGAGGUAGCUGCGGCGUGUUUGCAUGCGCUUACGCCGACCUGUUGGCCCAAGGGGCGCGGCCGCCGUUCGACUUCAGCCAGGCGGACAUUCUGACCAUGAGGAGAGCUAUGGCCGCGGACAUUCUUGCCGGAAAGUUGCAACCGGCAUAGAAGAAGAGCGGAGGAGGAAUGCUUCUCAUGAAACUGUGGCCCUAGCUAGGCGUGCCCUGCUUUUGUAAGCAGGGUCAAUAAGAUGUGCCCCACAAAGCCGCUCUGGCAAAGCCAGGCCUGGCAAAGCAGCUUAGGCAUCCAGGAGUCCUCCUCCAGAACUUGUAUUUCAACGGUGAUAUAGUAUGUUGAAAGCUUCGCUCUUGUCGAAAAGUCUGAUGCAGGCGGAAACAUUGACUGACAAGCCGUGACCGGCUUGAUUGGACUCCAAAGAAAAGGAGAUGCUCCGGAAACGUUGUACCUUAGUGCAACCGCUCCGAAAAAUGAUGUUAAGCGUGAGCACAUCAAAGACCUGCGGGG
Molecule: messenger RNA, 3386 nt
Organism: Klebsormidium nitens
Lineage: Eukaryota; Viridiplantae; Streptophyta; Klebsormidiophyceae; Klebsormidiales; Klebsormidiaceae
Source: the annotation of a GenBank genome assembly